Molecule: messenger RNA, 981 nt
Organism: Heterobasidion irregulare TC 32-1
Lineage: Eukaryota; Fungi; Basidiomycota; Agaricomycetes; Russulales; Bondarzewiaceae
Exons: 5
Coding region: 1-981 (326 amino acids)
Biological process (GO): protein phosphorylation
Molecular function (GO): protein kinase activity; ATP binding
Source: RefSeq, a predicted model, not a curated record
AUGGAUCAGGUUGUGAACGAGCAGAGGGUGAUGAGGGCCGUGGAUGCGAGCGGGCGAGAAGGGUUCUUGCCGUUGCGUGCGAGUCGGCACGAUUCUCAGAAUUUCUAUUUGGUCACGCCGUACUGUUUCAAGGGUGAUCUUGCGCGGGUGAUCCAAUUCUGGGGCAGCGGCAAGAUACCUCACUCCCUCAGCCGGUACUACGCUGCCAAGCUCCUAAAAUUAUUGGAAGGGCUUCAUGGCUUUGGUAUCAUACACAGGGACUUGAACCCUGCCAAUAUCCUUUUCGACGCGGAAGGUUGCCCUCUCAUCGGCGACUUCGGUCUGGCUAGGAUGUUUCAUGUCUCCUAUGACCUUGAUGGUGAGGUGCUACUGCCAAUGACGGGUCUGUUCGAUCGGAAGGCCGACAAGCCUGCAAAGCACACCUACUUGAACUGCGGCACGACCGCAUACAUGUCUCCUGAGGCGCUCAAGCGUCACCUUUAUUCGUACGAAUCUGAUCUUUGGUCGUAUAGCUGCAUCUUGUAUGAGAUGCUUACGGGUCGCGCUGCCUUUGCCAGUGCGGACGCCACACUGAGCGAAGAAGCAGCAUUCAAACCCUGUGACUCCGUCGACCCGUUGACUCAGAUCUUUGUCCAUCUCGUGCUCAACAAGGAGCGCGCUGACAGACCGAAGCUUUCUGCGAUGAAGUCGCACCCCUACUUCAUAUCUAUUGACUGGGAGAGGAUCUCAAAGAACGAGAUCAAACCGUCGUGGGUCCCGCUUACCCGAAACCCAUUCAUGCGCUCCUACAUAUAUCUCUCCAUUGGACCUCCAACCUCCCCCAGUCAAGACCCGUCCCCGGACUUUGCUUUCACUUCUCCUAAUCUAUUCGAUAUCACUCUGCCUCUUACCAAGGAGACGGAGUCGUCUACCCCUCCCUGUGACCCCACCGCUGUCGAGUGCAGCGUCUUGCGUGGGUUUUUCAGCAAAGCGUUUGGGUGA